Messenger RNA from Vespula vulgaris, 2057 nucleotides. RefSeq names its product glutamate receptor ionotropic, kainate glr-3-like. NCBI's taxonomy places the organism in Eukaryota, Metazoa, Arthropoda, Insecta, Hymenoptera, Vespidae. The transcript is spliced from 8 exons. The record is from RefSeq and is a predicted model, not a curated record. Gene Ontology annotation, cellular component: membrane. Bases 89 to 1858 code for a protein of 589 amino acids. Gene Ontology annotation, molecular function: glutamate-gated receptor activity.
GAGAAAUUUGUGCGAUCCUCAAUUUUCGUUUGGAGGUUUCCUAUCGAAAGUAGAAGAGUACAGAAGUUGGAAGAAAUUCUUCUAAGAUAUGGAAAAGACAACAAUGGUGUUCAAAUGGACGCGUGCCCUUUCUCGCGAAGGGUUUACCACUUCGAAUUUCUACUUUUCAGAAUUGGACGAAUCAUCGUAUUAUAUAGACAGAAUCUCACGACCGCAUUACGUCGCAGUUAUAUCUAAUUCCAACGAGAUAAAUGAGUUCUCUUUAGCAAUCAAGAACUUUAACAUGUCAUACGCUAAGUGGCUAGUGAUAUUCAUUUACGAGGAACGUGGUUCCGAUUAUUGUCAUAAUCCACCAGGAAACAUAUUUCAUUUAAGAUUCAAUUCGGAAGUAUUGGUCCGUUGCGGUACGGAAAAUAUUUUACGAGAGUGGUAUUCCAUCGAUUCGAAUCGAACUGAGAUCGACGAUGUAGCAACUUGGAGUUUGGAGAAAGGAAUUAUUAAUAUUGCACCAAGUGCUCUUUACGAGAGAAGAUAUAAUUUACGGCGUUUGGUCAUGAGAACCGUUAUAGUUAGGAAUUCAUUAUUCGUAAAAAUAAAUAAGAACGGCGAAUUAGACGGUAUGUUCGGUAAAAUAUUAAUAGAACUUUGUGAGACACUUAAUUUUACUUUCGACAUUGUUUCGGAAGUUGAAGAGUACGGAACUUGGAAUCCAACAAAAAAAACUUGGUCCGGUGCAGUGGGAGAAUUAUAUGCUGGACGUGCUGACAUUUCUAUUUCAGAUUUUUCUAUGACCAGUGCAAGAUUGAAUGUCGUCGAUUUUACGCUUCCUCUUUUACUUACCAAAAACUCUGUUUAUUUCCGCAGACCAACAAUAUAUGCGAUUAAUUGGUCGUCUUAUUUCCUAACUUUCUCCAAUUAUAUCUGGAUUGCUAUAUUCGCAAUAUUAAUUCUUGCAUCGAUAUUACUAGUUUUUCUCAAAAUAAAAGAUGGAACAGAUUAUAACAUAGGACGUUUAUUGUCCGAUAAUUUUCUCGAGAUUUGGGGCAUAUUUUGUCAACAGGGGCUCGCAGAUUUUCCUAAAAGAUCUUCGUUAAAAAUCGCAUACUUCUCUGUAUUUCUUUUGGCUGCAGUUUUAUUAGGAGCCUAUUCCGCGGCUUUGGUAAGCUAUUUAACAUCUGCUGUCAUCAUUUUACCGUUUCGUUCGUUAGAGAGCUUCGUUGCAGAUGGUACUUAUAAAUUUGCCGUUAUUCGCGAUUCUGCGGACUAUGAUUUGUUCGCAAAUUUUGAACAUCCUCUUUCAAAGAAUUUAAUGGAAUUAAUGCUGAAAGAUGAAGAAUUGCCAAAAAAUGUAUUAGAAGGAUUUAGGAAGAUUUGCAAAGAUCGGAAACAAGUAAUCUACUCGUCCAACGAAAUACAGAAUACUAUAAGUCUUAAAAUACCAUGCAAAAUUGUUUCUUUCGAAACAGGAUUUGUAGACAAUUUGGCCAUAAUUUUAUCCAAGGACAAUCCAUUCACAGACAUUAUUAAUUUUCACUUACAGAAAUUUAUCAAAAAUGGAAUGGUGAAUCGUUUAAAGGGUAUGAAAUUUGAAAAGAAUUCCAAUUAUGUUACGCAGCCAAAACCGGUUUACAUAACCAGUGUAAUAUCACUUAUUUUCUUCGUUAUGAUAGGUAUCAUUUUGAGUAUUUGCAUUUUGAUUAUAGAGAAGUGUGUUUUCUUUUAUAAAAACAAAGAGGAUUUGAUUGUAAAACGUAUGCCAUUGAAAAAAUCAUUAGAAUUUUAUGUAAAGAGGAAGAAAAUUAUAAAUAACAUUGAAAAUUAUCACGCGAAUCGAAAAUGUGCACGCGUAAAAUAUUAACAAAAAUGCUAAUGUUCGUUCUCAAUAAAUUUUUAUUGAUUUAUAUUAUUCCGAUUGUAAUUUUCUAAUGGCAUAGAAAUAAGCUUACACGUAUCUAAACUUUUGCAUUAUUUAGCUAUUUUGAAAUAGUUAUAAAUGUAAUCGCGUGUAUGAAGCAUCAUCUUUAUUUAUCAUAUAUAUAUAUUUUUUUUAUGUAUGA